AUGUCUGCUCAAGCAGACCGAGAGGGAAGUGAGUUUGAGCACGGGCGAAUCCGUGAGCUGCAGGAGCAGCGCAUGGUCGUGCAGAAGAAGACCUUCACCAAAUGGAUGAACAACGUUUUUAAGAGGAACCAGGUUAACGUGGAGCUGGACGAUGUCUACACGGAGCUUAAGACCGGAGUACACCUUGUGUGUCUGUUACAGCUCAUCUCCAAGGAAAAGUUGCAAACCCCAACCCGACGAACUCUGCGUGUACACUGCUUGGAGAACAACGCCAUUGCGAUAAACUUUCUUAAAACUAAGAUCAGAGAGGUUCUGAUUGGCCCAGAGAAUGUUGUGGACGGGGACCGGACCUUGAUCCUCGGCCUGCUUUGGAUCAUAAUUCUACGAUUCCAGAUCGGUUCCAUUAACACUGACGAGCUGGACGGAGCUGGCAGUAAUGUCCGGCGUUCGGCUCGAGAAGCACUGCUCAUCUGGUGCCAGCGGAAGACAGCCGGUUAUGCCAACGUAAACGUGCAAGACUUUUCUGGCAGCUGGAGGGACGGCCUGGCAUUCAACGCCUUGAUCCAUGCUCACCGGCCAGAUCUGUUCGACUAUCGGCGACUGAGGGAGGAUGAACCCGCGCGGAACCUCACCCACGCGUUUACUCUGGCAGAACAAGAAUUUGGGAUCGUCCAGCUGCUGGACGUAGAGGAUGUCAUGGUUCCCCACCCGGACGAGAAGUCCGUCAUGACCUACGUUUCACUGUACUAUCACUAUUUCUCUAAGAUGAAACAGGGCCAGACCAUUCAGAAGAGACUUGCCAAUAUUGUGGGUCUUUUGAUGGAACUGGAUGACAUGAAAAAGCAGUACGAGGCCAUGGUAACCAAUCUGCUACGCUGGAUCAAGACCAAAAUACUGGAGCUUAACGACCGUUCUUUUCCAAAUUCCCUGAGAGACAUGCAGAGGCUGGUUACUGCAUUCAAAACCUACCGCACCGUGGAGAAGCCCCCGAAGUACCAAGAGCGGGGCGCCAUAGAGGCCCACCUCUUCAACCUGAGGACCAAGCUGAGAGCUAACAACCAAUGGGACUACGUGCCACCUGAAGGCAAAACGCUGAGCGACAUCGAGAAGAACUGGACCCUGCUGGAGCGCGCGGAACACGGGCGUGAACGCAACCUGCAGAGGGAGCUGUUGAGGCUGGAGCAGCUGGAGCAGCUUGUGCAGAAGUUCAGCCGUAAAGCAGGGCUGAGAGAGAGCGAUCUGGAGGGGACGCUGGAGCUGAUUCAGGCGCAGGACGUGCGGGACUUGCAGAACCUGGAGGAAGCCCAGGCGGCCGCCCGCAGGCUUGAGGCACUGAGCACUGACGUGAUGAUGCGAGAACCGCGGUAUCAGGCGCUCAGCGACAUGGCAGCUAAGAUCGAGAGGGAGAAUUACCACAGCAAGGCGCAGGUUGUCCGCAGGCAGGUGGAGAUUUCUGAACGAUGGAGAACCCUUCUCCAUCAGCUUCAGGUGCAGAGAGACCUGAUCGCUGAUAUUGUCAACACUCUCGCUCUGCUCCGGGAUGUUGAGCUAAUCUCUCAGGACCUGAGAGAAUUACAGGCCCUGGCGAGCUCUACAGAUGUGGGGAAGCAGCUGCCUGAAGUGGUGGCAUUGCUUCAGAAGCAGGACCUGCUGGACACGCAGAUCUCCUCGCAUGGAGAAACACUGAGUGCCAUCAGCAAUAGUGCCUUAAAGGGGAAGUACAGAGAUGCCCCUCGGGUCCAGAGCAAAGUCCGAGAGCUAAACGUCCAAUACAACUCGCUAAUGACCCUCAGCAAGAACAGGAGGAAAAUUUUGGAGGGGCAGUUGAAACUCUUUGAGUUUUUCCAUGACUGUGAAGAAAUUGAAGCGUGGAUCUAUGAGAAAUGGUUCCUGGUUCAAACGACAGGUCUCGGUAGAGACCUCAGCCAAAUACAACAGGCCAUUCAGAAACACAAGGCUCUUGAGGUGGAGGUCCAAGCCCAGGAGUCUGUGUGUUCUGGUGUUGUGACCAGAGGCAAAGCUCUGUGCAGCAACAGACACCCUAACGAGAGAGACAUUCAGAAAUGGGUCAGAACCCUGGAGCGGCAGUGGCAGCAGCUUCGGGACGAAGUGACCAAUCGCAGGAACCGACUGCACGCAGCCACCGUCAUAAAACAGUACUUUGCGGAUGCCGAAGAGUCAAAUUCGUGGCUUAGUGACAGGAAACCAUUGCUCACCAGUGAGGAUUAUGGCAAAGAUGAAGCAAGCACCAUCGCACUGCUACAGCGCCACCUACGGGUGGAGAAAGAGAUGGAGGCCUAUGUCCCUGAGGUUAAGCGACUAGCAGAACAAGCCAAGAGUGCCUCCCAGCUUACCGCACUUACAUCCGAACUCCAGCAAAGUAAAAUGGUCCAGUACAGUGACUCUUCAGAUGAAGAAAGUGAGAACACAAGGGAGAGAGGAAGAAGAAGAGUCUCUAAGACACCAGAGGUUACAGCCAAGAUCAGAUUCAGCUACAAAGGGAUAAAAGCACCGUUUGAACGUGGGGAGCUGGUGGCUGUUCUCAGCAAACACGAUGACAAGCUUUUAGUGAGGAACAAAUACGGCACUGAGGACUUUGUGCCCACGACUUACAUUACAGAGCUGUCGUCCACUGUGAGUCCGCCAGCGUCUACCAACGGCACGACGGACAGCCCGCCGCGGAGAGUGAGCCGGCCCCGCCGCUCGCGCUCGAUGCGACGCGGCACGGCCGAAGUCUCCAUCGCGUUGCUGCCCGACCCGCACUAUCAGAGAGACACCAUAGAGAGUACACAGUCCAGCCUGGAGGAGGACUUCAACAGACUGUAUCAGCUAGCAAUGGCUAGGAAAAAGAUCUUGGAGGAGACUGCUUUAUUACACCGUUUCUAUUAUUCCUGUGAUGAAUUUGACUCCUGGAUGGGGGACAAAGAGAACAUCCUAAACACAUUCAGCUCAAAGUCUGACAACAUAGAGGUGGUGCAGGCCAAAUAUGAGAAUUUCCUGACUGAGUUGGCCAGUGGGAAGAACCGGCUUGAUGACAUCACAAGCCUGGGGGAGGAGCUUGUGAAAAACAAACACAGCAAAAAGAGAGAGAUACAAGCCAGGCAAACACAAGUCACUCGCAGAUGGGAUCGCAUCCAGAAGCUGAAGGACGAGAAGGGCCAUGAGUUGCUCAGCUCGGCGAACGUCCAGUCCUUUCUCCAGAACUGCGAGGACGCACGAUCUCAGCUCCUGGAGAAGCUGUCCCAGCUGGAGCACACCGAUGUGGGCACAACUGCAUCCGCUCUUCAGGCCGAGGAGCGUAGCCAGGCCCAGUCUGAGAGAGACAUCCAAGCGCUCGAGAGGAAGAUCGAGUAUCUGAAGAGCGUGGCCAAAAUGAAACAGGACUGCAGUCCAGAAGAGAGUGCCGCUAUCAUGAAGGAGGUUCGGGCUUUGGAGAAGCUUCUAGAACAAGUCAGACAUCAGGCCCGGCAGAAACAGAAUAAGUUAGAGGCGGCUCGACGCUUGCAUCACUUCCAGAAAGAGAGCAGAGACCUGCUGCUGUGGGCAGAAGCCCUUCGGGAAAGACUGGUGGAGGAGGAGAACGCGUCCGACGUAGCGUCUGCCCAGGAUUUGCUCAAGAACAACCAGGAGCUACGACUGGAGAUCGAUCAGCAGAGAGGAAGGUUGAAAGAAAUUGAGAAACUGUGCGAGAUUUUGGAAAAGGACGGCUCUCCGGAAGCGCAGAGGACGCUGGCUAAGUUAAAGGAGGAGUGGGCCACUCUGGACAAGCUCUGGACCCUUCGGAACCGGAGACUGGAGCAGGAGCUGGAGCUGCAGAAGCUGAACAAGGAGGCGGACCGAAUCGAAGCCGCGCUCUCCGGCCACGAAGCGAGACUGAAAGUGAAAGAUUUGGGGGAUUCGGUGGACGGGGUGCACAGUUUGUUGGGCAGACAAGAGGAGGUGGAGGGCUUACUGAAAGCUCUGGACCAGCAAAUCACCGUCUUUCAAGACAAAUGCCAAGAGCUUGUCAGCAAAGGGCACUUUGCUUCCAAACAGAUUCAGCAGAGGUCACGAGCCAUUCAUGAGCGUAACCUGAAACUUAAAGAGAUCAGCCGACAGAGGAGGCUGGAGUUACUCGCCUCCAGAAAGUACCAGGAAUUCCACCGUGAUGUGGAGGAGAUGCUGCUGUGGAUGGAAGAGAAGUUUAAGAUAGCAGAAGACGAGUCGUACAGAGACCCCACUAACAUACUGCGCAAGCUGAAGAGGCACGAGGCGGCAGAGAAAGAGAUGCAGGCCAACCAAGUCCGUCUAGACAAACUGCUCCAGGUGGGGAAUGAAAUGUUGCAGGAAGAUCACCACAGCGGCCAGGGCAUCCAGAGGAUCCUGCGACAGCUGCGCAGCCGUUGGACGGAGCUGCAGACCAAGAUGACGGAGAGGGGAGACAAACUGAGGCAGGCCGGUCAGCAGGAGCAGCUCAUGGAGCUACUGCAGGAUGCAAAAGUUAAGACCGAGACUAUCCAGAGGAUGCUGCAACACGCCGCGAAAGGUCACGACCUCCGCUCUAGCCGUCAGCUCCUCAAAGAACACAAGCAGCUGGAACAGGAAGCGCAGGAGCUGGCAGACAAAAUCAACUCGAUCGUGACGCGAGCCAAACACCUGGCGACCAACCACUUUGACUCACAGAGGAUCCUUCAAGAGACAGAUAAAUACCUCAAGCUGUUCAAAUCUCUAGAGAAGCCGCUGGAACAUCGUCGAAGCCAACUGGAGGCAGCAGUUGCCUUGUACAGCUUCUACCACGACGUGGAUUUAGAACUUAGCUGGAUCUCCGAACAUCAACCUCUAACUGACAGCAGUUACAUCAAAUCCCUUGCUGGAGCCAUAAGCCUGUUGCAGAAACACAAAGAGCUGCAGGCAGAGGUGAACGGCCAUAGUCAGUACCUGCAGAAGAUUCUGGACAGAGGUAAAGCCCUGUUCCGGUCCAACUCGCAGGACGGAGACCAGGUGCGGCAGAGAUGCGAGCACCUCGUCGAGGAGUGGGAGGCGCUGGAGGACGCGUGUGAGACGCGUACUGUCAGCCUCAACAAGGCCGUCACUCGAGAACAGAUCUUACUGGACUGCACAGAGCUAGAAACCCGUUUCUCUGAAACCUUAGCCCUGGUCAGCUCGGAUUAUGGCAAAAACGAGCUGGCCACACAGAGCCUUCUCAAACAGCAUCAGGGAGUAGAGGGCCAGAUUGAAGUUCUGGCAGCCCAGGUGGAUGAGCUGAAGUCCAGGGUAGACCAGGCCUCACGAAUGUGGGGCCUGGAGGAGGUGAAUCGACCUUUCGCUCGGGUCAGUACCCAGCUAACGGAACUUCAGCACGCAGCAACAAUCAGGAACCAGAGGCUGAAGGAGGCUCUUCACCUGCAUGAGUUUAAGCGUGAGUCAGGUGAGAUGGAGGACUGGAUUACACAGCAGAGACAGAUUGCCUCCUCUGAAGACUACGGCAGCGACUAUGAACACAUACUGCAACUUCGUGCCAAAUUCGAGGUGUUCCUCAAACAGUUGGAAGUGGGUUUUGAGAGGAUGCGCACGUGCAGCAGCCUUACAGACAAACUGGUGAAGAAGAACCAUCCAGAAACACGGCUCAUCAGAGAGACCCAGGCCCAGCUCAGUGAGUCGUGGGAAGAACUGCAGGAUUUGGCCAGGGAUCGCAAAAUGAAAUUACAGCAAUCUGAGGAAUGUCACAAGUUCUACAAGGACCUGACUGACGCUCUGGCCCAAAUCGAGGAAAGGCGUAAGAGCAUUCCGGACGAUAUCGCCAAAGACCUGCAGGGGGUGCUGUCUCAGCUACGCAAACACGAGGCCCUGGUCCACGAGCUCACAAGCAAUGAACAACAGCUACAGGAGCUGCUGGACAGUACGGACACCAUCCUGGACCAGUGCUCUCCAGACCUCAGGCGGAAACUGCAACGCCAGCAGCAGGAUGUGGUGGAAUGCUGGGAGCAGUUACGUGUACACAUGGAUCAAAGAGAAGAGGAACUCCAAACAACCAAGGAGCUCUACUUGUUUUUCAACACAGCCCAGGACUACUCCCUGUGGUGUUCCCAGGUAUUGAGCGGGAUGAAGGCGGAGGAGUCAAUUCGGGAUGUCGCCACCUGCAGCCUGCAGCUGGCACAGCACCAGCAGCUGUGGGCGGAGAUCGAAGCUCGUGAGAAGAUUUAUGCCCAGGCUGUGAGCAUGGGUCAGGACAUACAAGAGCAGUACCCUCCUCACUCCAGAGAGGUUCAGGAUAAACUGAGGGUCCUACAGGAAGAAAGACAGAACCUGCAGGAACACUGGGAGAAGAAGAGGAGAUGGUUGGACCUGACCUACCUGGAGCAGGUUUUCUACAGAGACACCGAACACAUGGAACUGAUCACCAGCACCCAGGAGAUUCAGCUGAAGAACAGCGAUUUGGGCGCGUCGGUGGAUGAAACAGAGACGCUAAUCAAACGCAACGACGCGUUUGAAAAACUCAUCAGCGCUCAGGAAGACAAGAUGAUCUCUCUUCAGGAGCUAGCUGACAAGCUGAGGAGGGCAGACUUGAACCAAGAGAAAGACAGUCACAUUAAGAUCAAACUCAAAGCCCUGAAGAAGAGGAGAGAGAGGAUAAUGGAGCUGUCAGUCAAACGGAGGGAGGAACUUCACAGCUCCAGACUUAUCUGCAUCUUUAACAGGGACGCCUCUGAGGCUGAGGAGUGGAUCGCAGAACGCAUGCAGAAGCUGAAGGAGGACUCAAAGAUGGACCUGAGCAACCUGCAGACCAAAAUGAAACUGCUGCAGAAACACCAGGUGUUUGAGGCCGAGAUCCUGGCCCACGGAAAAAUCAUUGACUCCAUAGAGAAGGCAGGAGAUGAACUAGUGUCCAUGCAUCACCCCAGAUCACAGGAAGUGAAACGGACCGUGUCCACUCUGAUCGCACACUGGCAGGCUCUAAAACAGGCCGUCUCAGCCAGAGGGAAACUUCUGGAAGAAAACAGGGACUUUCUUGAAUUCCUGCAAAAAGUUGAGGAGGUUGAAAUGUGGAUCAGACAAAAGGAGGUGAUGAUAAACAUCGGUGACGUUGGUGAAGAUUAUGAACAUGGUCUUCAGCUGUUGAAGAAACUGAAUGAGUUCAGAGGCACAGGCUCUGGGGAUGUGACCAUGGAUGACGCUCACGUCAAAACCAUUAACAACCUGGCCGCCCGACUGGAGAGACAGAACUGCAACGAUUUGCACACUGUGAAGAAGAGAAAGCAGGAACUCAACGACAGAUGGAGUCAUUUCCAUGGAAACCUCAGCAAUUAUAAGAGAAAGUUGGAGGCGGCGUUGGAGAUUCACGCUCUCAUAAGAGAGCUGGAGGAGAUCAGAGAGAGAGCCAGCGAAAAAAUGCUCAUGUUGCGGGGGAAAGACUUUGGCACAGACGUUGAAAGCGUUGAGAAUCUCAUUCGACGACAUGAAGAAACGGAACGGGACGUUGGAGUCAUCCAUGAAAGAGGAACUGCUUUAGAUGAAGAGGUGACACAUCAACUCAGGAACCGUACUGUUCUGUCUGACAAACUUCUGAAAAAGCAGAAAGAAGUGAACACUGCUUUAGUGAAUCUGGAGAAAGAAGUCAAACUCAGGAAGGAAAGACUACAGGAAGCUCACCAGCUGCAGCUGUUUAAGGCUAACCAGCGCCUCCUGCUGGACUGGACCCUGAAGCAGAGCUUGGAGAUGGAAAAGAAAGGACUGCCAAAGAACAAGACCGAAGCAGAGAUCCUCAUAGUAGAACAUCAGGACUGGAAGACGGAGAUAGACGCUCGUGGGGAGCGGAUUGAUUCUGUCAGGAGCUUUGGACAGAGUCUAGUGAACUCUGGACACAGUGAUUCAGCCGAGAUUAACAAAGCUUUGACCAAACUCGAGAAUGCCAAGGCAGAGCUGAAUCAAGCAUGGGAAAGCAGGAGGAACACUCUAGAACAAGCCCUUGGGCUCCAGAUAUUCUUUGGCUAUGUGGAACAGUGUGAAAGCUGGCUAAGUAACAAGGAAGCCUUCCUUGCCAACCAGGACCUUGGUGGUUCUUUGUCAGAGGUGGAGGCUCUUCAGAGAAAGCACAUCUUGUUUGAGAACACUCUGGAAGCUCAGAUGGAACAGGUGGAAGCAGUGGAGAGAUAUGCCCAGCAGCUUACCCAGGAGAACCACUUUGACUCUGCCAACAUCAAGAACAAAUGCAAGGCUGUUGUGCUCAGGAGAGACAAAUUGCUGGAGAUGAGCAGAUCUCGACGGAUUACUCUGGAGGAAUCCCUGCAUCUCCAGAAAUUCUUGGAAGGCAGCUAUGAGGUGUACUCCUGGCUGAAUGAGAAAAAUGCUGUAGCACUGGAUGAGUGCUGGAGGGACCCCAUCAACCUUCAGGCUAAGCUACUGAAGCAUCAGAGCUUUGAGGCAGAAAUCCUGGCCAAUCACAACCGAGUGGAGGCUCUCAUGAAGGUUGGAGAGAAGAUGUUAGCGGACGGUCAUCAUGCUAAAAACAAGAUCAAACCAAGGCUGAGGGAUCUGAAUGACACAUGGGAGCAACUUCAGAACAACUGCAAGGAAAAGAAGUCACGUCUACAGCAGGCUUAUCAGGCUUUACAGUUCCAGCGUUCUCUGGAUGACAUUGAGGAGUGGUUGAUGUCAGUAGAGACUGAAGUCCACAAAAAAGACUGUGGCAGCGACCUGGCCUCUGUCAGCCGGCUACUAAAGGACUUGCACGGCCUAGAGGAGGUAGUGGAUGGUCAUCUGGACCGUGUUCAGGGUCUAACGGAGACAGCCAAGGAAUUCAGCUCCCAGGGUAACUUCCUGGCUGAUGAGAUCCAGCAGAGAGUCUGGGAGACCGUGAAUAGGUACAACGGUUUGGCUGGGCCUCUGCAGGCACGCCGGGAGACUCUGGAAUCAUGGCAGCUUCUGUUCCAGUUCUACCGGGACCUGGAGGAAGAGCUGACCUGGACAGAUGAUAAGCUGCAGGCUACAACAUCUAAAGAUUUGGGUUCCUCUCUCCAGACCACUCAGGCUAUGGUCAAAAAUCACAAGGUGGUGAUGGAGGAGAUCACCAGCCGUACGCCGUUAGUGCAGGCUGUGCUAGAGGCGGGAAAAAACCUGGUGAGAGGAAGACACUUUGCAUCACGCGAGAUCAGUGAGAGACUAGACGAGCUGAAGAAGGUCUUUGAGGAUCUGAAGAAGGAGUCUGAGAACAGGGGUCAGCUUCUUCAGGAAGCACUGAAGAUUCAGAUGUUUCUCUCAGAGAUAUCAGAGCUGGAAGUCUGGAUGGAAGAACAGAGGCCUGUGUUGGAGUCUAGAGAUUUUGGGAAGAGCGAAGAGACCACAGAGGCUCUCCUCAGGAAGCUUGACCCAAUUGACCUGGAGUUGGAAAACCACAGAGUGAAAUUGGACUCAAUGGAGGAGACAGGGGCUCAACUGGAGAGAUAUGGACAUCCCAACAGCUAUUUGAUCAGGAAAAGUCUUCCAGACGUGCAGGGUAAGUUUCAGGCUCUGCUGGAGCUGUCAGCGAAACGUCGAGCCGCUCUGGAAGAUCAGUACAACCUCUACGUGUUUGAGAGGGAGGCCAGAGACUUACAGAACUGGCUUCUUUCCCGUAAGACCACCGCUGAGUCUGAAGAUUUUGGACAGGAUCUGGAGGAUGUUGAGGUGUUACAGAAGAAAUUCGAGGAUUUCACCACAGAGGUGAGCACAUUGGGCAAGAACAGGCUAGGAACGGUUCAACAGCUUGGACACAAAGUCAAGUCCUCAGAAGCCCAGCAGAAAGAAAAGGCUCUACUGAAGCUAUGGGAUGAUGUAAACAAGAUGAUGAAACUUCGAGCAGAGAGCCUGCGGUCAGCGCGGGAGGUCCAUCAAUUUGACCAUGAUUUGGAUGAGCUGAAGAGCUGGAUGAGUGAGAAGGAGGUAGUGCUUGAUGCUGAGGACCAAGAAACUGACUUGCUCAGCAUCCAGGCACUCAUACGACAACACGAAGGCCUUGAGAGGGAUCUGGCGGCCAUUAAGGAGGAAGUGUCCCGGACACAGACAGAAGGGCACACCUUGGUCAGGAAGUACCCACAGGUGCGGGAGAGCCUUACUGACCGACUGCGGGAGGUGGAGGAUUGCUGGACCAGUCUGCAGGGCAAAGCCAGCCAGCGUAGGCAGCGGCUACGUCAAGCUGAAGCUGUGCAGAAAUACCUCACUGAAUGGAGAGAGCUCAUGGCGUGGCUGAAGGAGACUUUGUCUCUGGUGACUGGGGAGGGACAAGGAGUUGAAAGUGGAGAUCUGGAGCAGCUAUUCAAAAGGCACGAGGAAUAUCACACUCAGAUCGGCAAGCAGCUCGACAAAUCAGAGGCUGUGAAAAACGAAGGGAGGAGGCUCAUGGAGGAGUGUAACUUCGCGCACCACGAGUUGGAGGAUCGCUUAGCGGAGCUUCAGGAGCUGGAAACUCGGGUGGAGCAGGCCUGGGCGGAACGCAAAGCUCUGUACCAGGAGCUGCUGGUGCUGCUGCAGCUGCAAAGAGAGCUGGAGCAGGCGGAACACUGGCUAAAUACAUACGAGAGUGCGGUCAAAGGCCAGGACUACGGGGACUCUCUUUCAGACGUGCUUGAGUUGAUGAAGAAGCAUGAAGACCUGGAGGCCAUGAUCCAAGCCCAGAGCGAGCGAUUCAAUGCUUUGAAUGAGAGAAAAGCCUUGAUAGAGGAGAGUCUGGGUGUCAGCGUGUCUGAGAUUACAUCCAGGAAGAAGCCAGGGCGUGUGAGCUCACUGAAGAGGAGUCCCUCUGACCGUGCUCCGAACGUGACCCCAUGGAGGUCCACAGUUAGUCCAGUUAGGAGGAGGGACAGUCGUGGCAGAAACGAAGAGGCAAAACCCGUGAGGCGAAACAGCAGUGGCAGAGUGGACUUGACAUCGUUGCGUGUCGUCAGCGGACUUAGAAGGAGUGACAGUAAUGGCAGCGACGUCGCGACUUCUUUGGUUUCCCAGAGUCUCUCUGUCACUUCCUCUGGUACCUCUCCGGAAAGUCACGUCCACACUCUGGAAGAUUCUUCCUCAUCAGGUUACAAAUCCCGUCUGAGCCCCCAACAGUCCGAGUCUCAGCAGAUUAUUGCACCUGAGGAUGGGUUCCUGUCUACUACACCCACCAGCUUGGCUGAGGAGCUCACUCCGCCUGUUGUCGCCAAGCAUUUGGUGUUGAGUCCAGCGAGCCCUGAUGAAUCAACGCCAAGCCCCCCAAUGACACCAUCCCGUCAGAUCCCCUUUGAACUCACGGAAACAGACUUUUUGUCAGUCAAAACCUCUCCCAUUCAGGACCUUGUUCCACCAACUCCACCCCCAUCUCCCAAACUGGAUGACCAACCAGAGGAGGAAUUUCCAACUCAACCACCUCCAACUUCUGAGGUACGAGGAGAGCCUGCUCAAAUGGAGGGAGUGUUAGAGCUGAAACUAAAACAGGUAGGGAUUAAAGUAAGCGAUCAAUGGGAAACCGUCUACGCUGUGCUGGAGGACCAAACACUCAGUGUGUUUAAAGACGAGGAUGCAGCCACACAGAGAUGUGUUCGAAUCCCCCCCAUUGACUUGAAUAAAGCAGUGUGUAAGGAUAACCGUUACUACAGGAGAAAGGACCACACCUUCAGGGUCCUACUGGAUGAUGCAAGUCAAUAUAUGUUUGCUGCCCCCAACCCCGAGAUGAAGCAAAAAUGGAUGGAUGAACUACAGAAUUGCACCCAUGCAGAAACCGCAUCAAGGGAUUCUGGGGUGAGCGAUAUGUUCAGCAAAAAGGAGACACAGAAGCUGAAUGACUCAAAACCUACUGAUGAAGUUGAGUCAGUGGUGGCUACUGCUGACUCAGACCUUAAAAAUGGUAGGUUCCUCUUCACUGCAGAGCCGUGGCCUCGUGUUCAUUUUCAGUAUGAGAGCAACAGGGAGACGUGGUCCCCUGAGGGGCAGGCGUGUUCCACAGAGACGUAUGUGAUGGAGAGAGGACCCCCGCCCAAGCCUCCUCACACAUACUACAACAUUCACCGCUACCCAGAGGGAGGAGAGAACAGAGACGUUGUGAGUGUGACACAGAGUGAGAGAACUCAACAGAGAAACCAGCCGCCGUCUGUGUCCCCCCCUCCCCCCCCAGAUGUCCCAUCUGUACCCCCUCUUCUUCCUCCCGAAACUCGGACAGAGAGUGCAACUAAGGACAAGCCCAAAAACAUGAAUGCCAUAAAGAAAUGGUUCAAGAAACAUUAG
Chanos chanos (milkfish) is the source of this 12210-nucleotide messenger RNA. It is a transcript of the gene sptbn5, whose product is annotated as spectrin, beta, non-erythrocytic 5. Gene Ontology annotation, molecular function: protein binding. Bases 1 to 12210 code for a protein of 4069 amino acids. The transcript is spliced from 71 exons. NCBI's taxonomy places the organism in Eukaryota, Metazoa, Chordata, Actinopteri, Gonorynchiformes, Chanidae. The record is from RefSeq and is a predicted model, not a curated record.